CAGACAUGUACCUGCAUUCUGAACAAGUAGCGCUGAUUGGCCAAGUGUUUGAGUCCUAUGUACUGCAGCAUCACCAGAAGGAUAUAGUAAAUGUACUGAUGGAAAAUGAUGAGGAUUCCCACUACUCAAUAGUUGUUAAUGCUAUGACACUUUUUGAAACAAACAUGGAAGUCGGAGACUAUUUCAAUGCUUUUCCUAAUGAGGUUUUACCAAUAUUUGAUAAUGCUUUGCGACGAGCAACCAUGAGUCUCAUGCAGUCGAACUCGCAACAUGACGGAUUCAUCAUGAAGCAAAAUCUACAUGCAAGAAUAACAGGUUUGCCGGUGUGUCCCGAGUUAACCAGAGAGCAUAUUCCACGUGCGAUAGAUGUGGGUCAUUUCUUGUCCAUCACCGGCACAGUUAUUCGCAGCAGUCUAGUGAAAGUUCUAGAGUAUGAGCAGGACUUUAUGUGCAAUAAGUGUAAGCAUGUAAUCACAGUAAAAGCUGACUUUGAGCAGUGUUACUCAUUCAAUCCUCCCACUGCUUGCACCAAUGAAGAAGGCUGCAACUCUGCAAAAUUUACUUCCCUGUCUGAUGUGUCCUCUCCGGCCACUUGUAGAGACUACCAGGAGAUUAAGAUUCAGGAGCAGGUUCAAAGGUUGUCGGUGGGCAGUAUUCCUCGAUCUAUGGUUGUGGUUUUGGAAGAUGACCUGGUGGACACCUGCAAGUCUGGUGAUGAUGUUACAGUAUAUGGUGUUGUGAUGCAGCGAUGGAAGCCUCUUUUUGUAGACACUCGUUGUGACUUGGAGAUUGUACUAAAAGCUAACUACAUUGCUGUGAAUAAUGAGCAGCCAAGCGGGGUGGUGAUAAAUGAGGAGGUCCGAAAAGAAUUUGGAGAAUUCUGGGAAAGAUUUAAGUAUAAUCCUUUAGCAGGUAGGAAUGAGAUCCUAGCAAGCCUAUGUCCUCAGAUUUUUGGCAUGUUUGUGGUAAAGCUGGCAGUGGGCAUGGUGCUCGCUGGUGGUGUUCAAAGGAUUGAUUCGGCUGGGACCAGAGUGAGAGGGGAAUCCCAUCUUUUGUUAGUUGGAGACCCUGGCACGGGUAAAUCACAGUUUUUAAAAUAUGCAGUAAAGAUAACGCCAAGAUCCGUUUUGACUGCAGGCAUAGGAUCAACCAGUGCAGGACUGACUGUUACUGCAGUAAAAGACUCUGGUGAGUGGAAUCUGGAGGCUGGUGCACUGGUCUUGGCAGACGGAGGCUUAUGCUGCAUUGAUGAAUUCAACAGUAUCAAGGAGCAUGACCGUUCCAGUAUCCAUGAGGCAAUGGAGCAGCAGACAAUCAGUGUGGCCAAAGCUGGGUUGGUGUGCAAGUUAAAUACCAGAACAACUAUCCUGGCUGCGACAAAUCCAAAAGGGGCAUAUGACCCAAACGAAUCUAUAUCUGUUAAUGUAGCUCUGGCAAGUCCUCUGCUGAGUAGAUUUGACCUGGUUCUAGUUUUGUUGGAUACAAAAAAUGAGGAUUGGGACAAAAUCAUUUCCUCCUUUAUACUGGAAAACAAAGAUUGCAACCACAAAUCUGAUAAGCUUUGGAGCAUGGAAAAGAUGAAAACCUAUUUCUGCCUGAUAAAGACCUUGCAGCCAAAGAUGUCUGAUGGAGCUAACAUGAUUCUAGUGCGCUACUAUCAGCUUCAACGACAGAGUGAUUGCAGAAAUGCAGCACGUACCACAAUCCGUCUAUUGGAGAGCUUGAUACGGCUUGCUGAAGCCCAUGCGAGAUUGAUGUAUCGAGAUGUUGUGACUAUAGAAGAUGCUAUUACUGUAGUAUCAGUAAUGGAGUCAUCUAUGCAAGGAGGUGCUUUACUAGGAGGGGUGAACGCUCUGCAUACAUCAUUUCCAGAUAAUCCAAAAGAGCAGUACCAAAUGCAGUGUGAACUUCUCCUGGAAAGACUGGGACUUCAAAAUAUACUGAUGGAAGAGUUGCAGAGACUGGAAAGACAGCAGUAUCUGGAAACCAGCCAUCAGCAGCAAGGAGAGAAUAAUACUACUGCCACCACUGAGAGUUCUGUCACUGAUGAAACACCCCAUGGUGAUAAUGGGAAGCCACACAUUUCAGAAGUCGGACAUACCAACAGAGGACAUGUCAGCUGUGGCUCAAACACCACAAAGAAAAAAGAGAUUGAUGAAUGUUCUUCUCCCCCAUCACUUACAAACUCUGCAACAAGCAAUAUUUGCAGAAAUAGUUCUGCUCUAUUAGAAGACCAAAGCAUACAUCUUGUAACUUUUGAAGAGCCUAACCGACCACAACUGAAUGCCUCAAACUGUCAGAUAAAUACAAGCAGUGGUUCUGGUCUGGAAUGGUUUGACGCUAUGAAGACAGGAAAACAAGGCAUCAAUAUUUCUCCAAUUUCUAAAACGGCAGAGUUCACAACCAUUAUACCUCAAGUAGUUCCACCAGGACUUGAAGCCACCGGUAGUGAUUUCACCAAAAAUACCAACAAUGCAAAAGCAGCAAAGCAACCAACAGAAAAAAGCUCACGUAAAACAAGAGGAAAUGAUUUGCCGGAUGAAGUUGUUACUGAACAUGUUUCUAAAAAAUGGCACAAACUGAAUAAAAAGUGUAUGAAAGGCACAAGCGAUGGGCCCAGUAUAACAGAGCUUUGUGGAGAUCAUUCAGAAGAAGGUGACAUUACAUUUGCAGGUCCUCUACACAGCACCCCUGUCCGAGGCAGAAAAAGGUCACUUGCCCAUGUAGAUCCAGGGAAAGGGACAUCAGAUGUUCAAGAUCCUGAGCUGCAGGUUAAAUUAGCCCAACUAGCCAAGUUUUCAUUUAAACGAAAGACAAAACUCCAACAUGGCCCAGGGAUAGAAAAUGGGUUGGCUUCUGGGGAUAAUGACAGGCAAGGAAAUGUGAGUACUGAACCAAAGCAGAAACCUGCCCCUGCAGAAAAACUCCGGAGGCUGUUGGAGGUAUCAGUCAGCUCAGAUAAAGCCAGUUCUGUGGAGCAAGGGAAGUCUUCUUGUGCUGCCACAUCAGAAGCACCUGUUAUAAGUCAUGUUGUGCCCCCUUCUGUGUUGGUAAUUGAGGAAAAUAAGCUGACGGAGGCCUCACAUUGCCGAAAAGUCUCUUCUUUUACACUUGCCAAGCUGGCAAAGUUUUCCUUUGCCACGUCAUCUGAAGACACAAUAGCUGACACGAUGGGUGUUAACCCUAAAAGUGAAAACCCUUUAUCCUCCAGGAACCUGGGAGCAAGAGAAAAGAGGGAAUGUUUCCAGCUGGGGCCUCUCAAUAACAAAACUCUAGGAACAAGUAAAUCCCUCUUUUGCAGUACAGACUUGGACGAUGAAACAUUAGAUUUAGAAUAUUGA
Molecule: messenger RNA, 3341 nt
Organism: Nanorana parkeri
Lineage: Eukaryota; Metazoa; Chordata; Amphibia; Anura; Dicroglossidae
Gene: MCM9
Product: minichromosome maintenance 9 homologous recombination repair factor
Exons: 12
Coding region: 6-3341 (1111 amino acids)
Biological process (GO): double-strand break repair via homologous recombination
Cellular component (GO): MCM complex; nucleus
Molecular function (GO): ATP hydrolysis activity; single-stranded DNA binding; single-stranded DNA helicase activity
Source: RefSeq, a predicted model, not a curated record